AUGCCGCAUAUCGGACAAGCCGUCAUUGGCAUCCUCACUCAUCUCGAGGAGACAGCAAACCGUCCGGUAAAGAUUAGCAGUGUUGAGACGACACAAAAUGAGAUAGUUGAGAUUUCCAAAAGCAUUGAUCCAACAGGGGAAUGGGAAGUCAAGCAUUCGAGAACUGAGGACUUAGAGAAGAUCGCUCACGAGAGAUGGAGCAAGGGGGACCACAGUGAAGAAGUGGUUGAAAUGUUCAUUAACCGUGCUUUCAUUGGCACAGAGGCUGGUUAUUUCCCUGUGACUGACAACAAACUGCUCGGCAUUGAACCGAUAGGCAGAGAGGGGCUAGAGCAGAUUAUCAAGACUGCUAUCAAAGGUUGA
Messenger RNA from Colletotrichum tamarilloi, 363 nucleotides. RefSeq lists its product as uncharacterized. Lineage: Eukaryota; Fungi; Ascomycota; Sordariomycetes; Glomerellales; Glomerellaceae. The transcript has a single exon. Bases 1 to 363 code for a protein of 120 amino acids. The record is from RefSeq and is a predicted model, not a curated record.